Messenger RNA from Morchella sextelata, 1275 nucleotides. RefSeq lists its product as uncharacterized. The record is from RefSeq and is a predicted model, not a curated record. The transcript has 4 exons. The coding region runs from base 1 to 1275 and encodes 424 amino acids. Lineage: Eukaryota; Fungi; Ascomycota; Pezizomycetes; Pezizales; Morchellaceae.
AUGUCCACCCCGCCGCCUCCUCUGGAGCUUAAGGAAGCUGAAGAUAAAACCCACGAGGAGACCGCAGAGGCCAAGGCGGACGAAGUUCCAGAACUAGAAACAGCGAAAGAGUCAAGCCAGACUACCUCCGGCGCAAAUGAUGAAGAUGAGACAGUCAAGAAGUCUAGUCGUGUAUCCCGCACACGUAUAAAAGACCUCGAGGCUGCGCUCACAGCUCUCUACAAGGAGCGCCGUGAUAUGUUCACAGACAUCGACCUCUACAAGCGCGACAUCGUAGGCUUCAAGAAAGACAUCUCGCGCCGCGACGCCCAGAUCCUAGAGCUACAGCAGCACACCGCAACACCGUCACUUGAGCUCGACAGUCUUCGUGCCGCGAAUGCCCGCAUCGCUGAGGAGCUACGUGUGCACAAAACCGCUGCAAACGCCGUUAUUGCUGCGCGCGAUGCCGAGAUUGCACGGUUAGAAGAGGUGGUGGGCGGGUUGAAGAUGUGCAUUAGUACUAGCACGCGAGUUGAAGAGGCAGUCGGGGAUGAAGUAUUUAGAGAUGCGUGGGGGAGGAUCGGGUAUGAUGUCGUUAACUGGUGCUUGACUAACGGAGCCGUGAAGGGGGGACGGGUAGAUGUAGGAUCUUUGGACGCGGAAGUGAGAGUAGUGUUGGAAAGGGCGGUACCCGGGCAUGACGGACUGGUAGGUGAUGGGAGGAGGGUGCAUGUAGUACAGGCAGUGAUGGCAGAUGUCUUAGUGAGGGAAGUGUUUAAGGGCUGGUUUUUAGGACUGGAGGAGGACCGAGAUGUGGCUUUGAAGGGAUUGGAGGGGAUGUUUGCCGACACAGCUUUACCAGCAUCUUUAAACUCUUGGCGCGCCUCGACGCUCACCCUCCUCCGCACACACCUCCUCGCCACACCCGCUGUCCUCACUGAGCUCUCGACUCGUAUCACCAACGCUCUCCUAACAUAUACCACACCCCUUCUCCCGAUGCCGCCCAGUGCAUCCCGCGAAAAAUCACUCACAGCGAUCGUGGAUGCCACGAUCCGUAUCGCAACACUGAUGCGAUGCCAGCGCGCACGCUUCCAAAUACAGGACAUACCUGUUGGCGUCAAGUGGGAUGCGGAGACUAUGGAAGACCUGACGGGAGAGGAGGAAGACGGAAGUGUGGUCGGGUGCGUGGCAUGGCCUGGGGUGGAAAAAUGUGGUGAUGAGAUGGGAGAGGGAAAAGAGGUCAGAUGUGUAGUAAGGGCUAAGGUGGUGUGUGUUGAGCCCAGAGAGGGUGCGUAA